GUUGCUAAAACAGAGAUACCUUGUGGGGAAAAGGAUUACUUCCACCCUUACUGCUAGCUGUGGUUUACCAUCUUUCUCUUCGAAUUCCAAAGGUUUCGUUUACCUCUUCUUCUAUUUUCUACACUGUUCUAAUAUGAAAACAUGAAUCUAUUUGCGUUUAUCUCCCUAAUCUUCACUUACUCCCCAAUUUCAUUUGAAUUCGCUGCUUCAAUUGCAAUUCUUUGCUGCCUCUGUCUCUUCCCCCUGCAUACACUGAAAAUUCUAAUGAAAUUGAGGACUUGGAUUCUCUAGUCUUCUUCAGAAGCAAGUUACGGUUCGUCCGCUUCUUGCGUCAGACCCUAUGCCCAUAUUCUCCUUGCAUUCUGCUCUUUGUUGCCUCAAUGUAAAUGCUGAUCUGUUAAUGAUUUUUCAUGUUCCAUCUCCGUAAUUAGCGAUAUUCAUGCUUCCCUUGAUAUCGGAUUUUAAAUGCCCCUUCCACUUUCCCGUUAACUUUUUUUCCUCAAACUCUAUUUCAGAUUAUCAAACCCUUUAUCUCGUUCUUGAAGCUUGUAGACACUCAUCAAAUUCCAAAACUGCUAUUGAAACGCAUGCAAGAAUUAUUAAAUUUGGAUAUGGAGACUACCCUACUCUCAUCACUUCCCUAGUAUCUACUUAUCAACGUGCUGGUUGUCUUAAUCAUGUCAAUCGACUUCUUGGUCUACUCUGCUCUAAGCAUCUUGAUUUAGUUGCAAUGAACAUAUUCAUUGAAAAUUUUAUGAAAAUUGGGGAAUAUAAAUUUGCUAAGAAGGUAUUUUAUAAAAUGCCUUACCGUGAUGUUAUAACAUGGAACUCAAUAAUUGGAGGUUGUGUGAAGAAUGCAUGCUAUGAAGAGGCAUUUAGAUUCUUCAGUGAGAUGCUGAUCUCAAAUAUUCAGCCGGACGGAUUUACAUUUGCUUCCAUACUGAAAGCAAGUGCACAGCUCGGAGCUCUAAGUAAUGCUCAGAGUGUUCAUGCUAUAAUGACAGAGAAAAAAGUUGAGCUUAAUUCUAUAUUAAAUUCUGCACUCAUAUACACGUACUCUAAGUGUGGUAGCAUCCAAAUUGCAAAAGAAAUCUUUAGUAGCGUCCCUCACAGUGAUAUAUCAGUUUGGAAUGCAAUGAUAAAAGGCCUUGCAAUUCAUGGGCUUGCAAUGGAUGCAUUACUGGUAUUCUCAAUGAUGGAACGAGAUAGUGUUCGGCCUGAUGCUGUCACCUUUUUGGGUACUUUAACAGCCUGCAACCAUGGUGGUUUAGUUGAACAGGGUCGUAAGUAUUUUGAUUGGAUGAGAAGUCGUUAUUCCAUCGAGCCACAGCUUGAGCAUUACGGAGUCAUGGUUGAUCUCUAUAGCCGAGCUGGGUUUCUAGAAGAGGCCUAUUCCACAAUCAAGGCAAUGCCAAUAGAGCCAGAUGUUGUCACAUGGAGGACGCUUCUCAGUGGUUGUAAAAUUUACAGAAAUCAAGAACUCGCAGAAGUUGCUAUUGCAAACAUUUCUGAUCUCAAGAGUGGAGAUUAUGUAUUAUUAUCAAAUAUCUAUUGUUCCUUCCAUAGAUGGGAGUAUGCAGAAACAGUUAGAGAGAUGAUGAAACACAAGGGAGUUCGUAAGAAUUGUGGAAAGAGCUGGAUUGAGUUGGCAGGUAGCAUUCACAAGUUCAAGUCAGGUGAUCGAUCACAUCCAGAAAUCAAUGCAGUAUACGAAGUGCUGGGCAGUUUGAUCAAGAGAACUCGGUCGGAGGGAUAUAUGCCUGUAACAGAAUUCGUUUUUAUGGACAUCUCUGAGGAGGAAAAGGAAGAGAACUUAUCAUUUCAUAGCGAAAAGUUGGCAUUGGCCUAUGCGAUCCUGAAAACUAGUCCUGGGGAAAAAAUUAGUAUAUCAAAGAACCUACGGAUCUGUGAUGAUUGUCAUAGAUGGAUAAAACUGGUUUCAAGAGUGCUUUGUAGAGUCAUAGUAGUGAGGGAUCGGAUCCGGUUUCAUCAAUUUGAAGGUGGCAUGUGUUCCUGUGGGGAUUGUUGGUAGUUUGGUGUCAAGAUACCAAUUCCUAAGAUCGACAGUUUGAUCCCCCUUGCAAUUGUUGAACUCAAAGAAGAUACCAAUAGUUACGUUGCUUUAUUUGAGGCUGUUUACAACGAUGGACUUUUGAAAUGCAUUCGCAAAGGUCGCAUGGAUCAAGUCAACUUGUCAACGAACUGAUUAUUUUUUCUUAUUCUUGGGAAAUUUAUGUCAUUUAACAGCACAACAUGAUGCAUUGAGCUUACGCCUUGUAUCUGGGGGAAACCAACAAAAUUUCUGUUGAACCAGGCAGCAAUUUUCAGAAGUUGUAACUGGAGGGUAGCCCUUUUUUCCUUUAUUUUUCAUGGGAUUCUGAUGCUUUCAGGUUUUUGUUCUUAAGUUAUUAGCUUGGUCUGAGGCAUGGAUUAUAUCAUAUAUGUGUGGGAGUGUCGCAACACCAUGGUGGAUGUUCUUUGAAGUUUAUAACUUGAACAACAAGCUUUGUCGAGUACCCACAAGGAGGCUGAGAAUAAUAUUGAUCGAGAAUGGACUGAAGUUUUGGGAGUUGAAUGUGUGGACCAUAUUGAGUUCUACUUUGCCCCUUGGUUUAUGAUGCAAAGUUUUGGUACUGACUCUCUUUUAUCAUUUCUUUUUCCCGUUCCAUGAACACCAAACUAGAAUCUACUCCUCGUCCAUCAAGUCGCCACCCAGCCUAACUGGUCAUAAUUAUUUGAUUCAUUUAUUCAUGCAUAACUAUUAUUGCUUACUUUUUUGGGAUCUUCACUUCUCAUAAAAGGAGACAAGCUGAAGCUGCUCACGUAAGAGAAGUUCCCAAAUAGAAUACCGGUGAUUGUCGAGAAAGCUGGGAGGAGUGACAUUGUUGACAUUGACAAGAACAAGUACUAUCUCUCUCUCUUCUCCUUCUUAACUGACAAUUAAAAGUAAUUGAAAGUAGAUACUAGCGCAUAUGUUUGCAGCAGCUGCAGUAAUAUGUCGAAUGAAAAUAACGGAAUGCUAGCAUGUAGUUUGAAUAUCGAGGUUUGUUUCGGGAGUAAAAAGUUUAGAAGAUUUGGAGUUCAUGAUGCUUGCUUCAAUGCAUAUUGUAGGCUUCGGUGAAAUUUAGUUGAAGAUUGACUCAAUGACUUACUUUCUUGUUUUUUUCUCUUUUGGGAUUAGAAAUGACGUGUAUUUAAAAAGUUGUAGGUAGUACCAAUUUCACGGCCGUGUGAUAAAGUGACGAUUGGUAUGAACAUUUUCUAGAUUUAUUUAUGUUCAUUUAACAAGGGUUAUUGUUAUUAUUUCACUCUUGGUAUUCACGUAACUA
Molecule: messenger RNA, 3329 nt
Organism: Momordica charantia (bitter melon)
Lineage: Eukaryota; Viridiplantae; Streptophyta; Magnoliopsida; Cucurbitales; Cucurbitaceae
Product: Tetratricopeptide repeat (TPR)-like superfamily protein
Biological process (GO): RNA modification
Molecular function (GO): RNA binding; protein binding; zinc ion binding
Source: RefSeq, a predicted model, not a curated record